AUGUCGCGAUUUCGGUUCGUUGAGCACACGAUGGCGUCGCUUGAAGAACCGUUGAGGACGGGAGAGAUUUCUCCUCGAUUUGAUAAAUUUUUAAAAGAUGUCGUCGAUCAUCUGAGCCCAGAAGAGCUUGAAUAUGCUGUAUCGUCUAUCAAAACGAAUUUUGAGAUUGGAAAGUUCGGGGAUAAAGGAGAUCAGGAUUUAUAUUCGUGCCUGCAUCUUUUUGCAAAUCAGGGUCUUGUGUCGGAGGACAAUUUGACUUUGUUGGAGAAAUUUGUAGUCACCCCACAAACAUCUAAGAAGGAGGAAAUCAAGGAAAAGAUUGAAGCUUUUAAGGCAAUCCGCUUGCAAGAGGUUAAAGAGUCAAAGGCAGCGACAUCAAGGGAAUUAACGGGAAGACACAGCGACUUAAAAAAUGUUAUGUCGAAGUUAACAACUGGUGGAUCAAGUGUCGUAAAUCUCUACGGAGCCAGUGGUGUCGGGAAGACAAGACUUGCAAAUGAAGUGCUAUAUAAGUGGCAAGGAACGCAAACGAAUAAAUUUAACGUGGACUUGAGAGAAAUAGACGAAAUGGAAGACGUUCACUUCCACCUUUUACAAGUGCUUUCAACCGAAUCGGAGGAGACAACAGUGAGCUAUGAAGCAAAUCCUGUUAUUUUGAAAAUGAUGCAGCUGAGGCAACGGGCACAAGGGAACAUUUUGCUGCUUUUCGAUAACGUUGAUCAAUUUUCAGGUGGAAAAGAUGAGGCUGCCGUUAGACGGAAUACUAAUUUUGUGUCAUUUCUCCAACGACUUACCAGUGACAAAACUGGGCGAGAGAAAUCGUCAUUGAAGAUUCUGUUGACAUCUAGAAGUGCAUUUCGUCACGGUGUGGAAAAUUACGAAGUGAGAGGUUUGGAAAGGGUCUCUUCGUGGGAGCUCCUUCAAAGGCAAGGGACACCUGCUAUUCAAGGGGGCCAGAGAGAGCGAUUAGUUGAGAUGUGCAGAGGGAAGCCACUACUGCUCAAUGGCAUGGCAUCAAUUUUAAGGCAGGAAACUGAUGCAGAAAGACUCCUUGGAACCAUUGAGCAGGAGUUAGCGGUGGAACAGUCCCAAGACACUGGGGAAGAACAAACUGAAAAGGAGGACAUGUUUGAUGUUAACGACGAAGGUAUCGAUAAGAAACAGUUGUCAUGUUUGAGGAAAAUGUUCUUUUUCCUUCCAAGUAAAACACUUAAAGAGUCUGCCGUUUCGGUGUCACUCUUCUGCCGCCCAUUUUCAUUGGAAGCAGCAGCUGAGGUACUUGGAGUAAACGUUUCGGAAGCUGCAAUAAGAAUGGAAGGAAUGCGUAACAGUCAAGUGGUCUUCCUUGUUCCAGAGUCAAAAGAACUGCUGUAUGACAUACAUCCCUUGAUGCGAAAGUUUCUUAAAAGCAUUGGCAAUAGCAAGGCUUUCGAGGAAGCUUACCAAAAAGCAAAAGCCCUUUUGGACAAAGACUACGUAAAAGCUUUUGACAGCUUUGAUUUCCAGAAACCCAACUUUGAACUUGCUCUAGACAUUUCUAUGAAGUCCAACUACCUUCUAAUUUCCCAAAAACACCGAGAAAGUGUCUUGGUUUGUUAUUUAUUUGAAGCCAUGAUAAGUGAUGAGAGGCGAAGAAGAAAGAUUUUUCACACCUGGGCUGAAAAGAUAGAGGAAGAUGGAAAGGAAGGUAAGGAGAUACUAUUUUUCUUUGUUCAGUAUGCUAUCGCGAGCAGUUUCCAAUUUAAGAACAAACUAUUACCAAAAGCACCGGCUCAACAGAUGAACAAGCUCGUGAAAUAUAACAGCAGACAUAUGAAUUGAUUUUCCCAAGUGUGAGCAAUGGUGAGCUAGUUUUUCCGAAUAUAGUGCACACCAUAAAACUUGGCCAUGUCGACCCGGAGUUUAGAGUCUUACAGUCAACUCUCUCCAAGACGCGAGACACCUUUCCAACCCGUGUAAUGUGUUCGUUUUAUAUCAUAGAUUGUCAGCUAAAAGGGGUAAAGAAAGGCAAGGGCCAACCCUAGGUGUCUGUUUUUGAUAGAGGGAGAGAGAGUCGAACUUCUUCCUAACCGUCCCAAGCCGGGCAAUGUUUGGCAGUGUUAACUGAUGUACGAGAGCUUUAGGGUUUGGCAAUACUACGCCACUCCUAGUGGAUUCUUACUAAUACAAACCCUUCCGUUAAAUUUCAAGUAACACCAAAUCUUGUAUAUAUGAUCUGCCCCUCUUAAGAGAACUGAAGAUGUUGGAACAACGGUACAUACUUCGUAUGUUCUCCUUAGUGUCCAAGUCAGGUCCAGACAAAAGUACCCCUAUUUGGUUUCUUGGUCCAGAUAAAAGUGUUUUGAUUGUUCUGCUCCUCAAUUUUCUCCAUAGGCAGUAUAUUUCGAGCGGAAUUGCAAUGCUGGGAAGCUUUGCAGGUACUCACACUUGAAGGGUGGCAUAGGGCUGCGGAAGUUGUUCAAGAGUCGAGGAAGUUGCUGAAGAGGGUGCAGAGAGAUAGCAAAAAGACCGAGCUUUUCAAGCUCGCGAAAAGCUCUUGUUUAUUAGUUGAAGGCGAAGUCUUCAACAGAGCAGGAAAUUGGCCAAAAGCACUUAAAAGUUUGAGGCGUUCCCUGGAAAUAAUCGAAGACCAAUUGAAAAAUCACACAAGCACUUGUAGAUGUUUGAAUGCCAUUGGAAAUUGCUACAGCAAACUGGGAAAACCGAAGGAAGCGAUCAAGUUUUACACAAGAGCGUACGAAAUGCGUCAAAAGCUUUCUGGUUCAAGGAAGCACUUUGACUUGCCUCUUUUUAGAAGUCAAAUUGGGACAGCUUAUGAAUCUAUGGCCAUUCAAGAGUAUAGCAAACACAGAAUGACGCCCGAGGCCAAAAUGAAUUUUCGAAAGGCUAUAGAAUACUAUCAGGAGGCUUUAGAUCUUGCCAAAGAACUCAAACUCACUGGGAUUCUAUACACAGCACUUUAUAACAGAAACAUUGCCAACGCUCACUCAUGGCUCAAGGAGUUUGAGGAGGCAAAAACAUUUGCUUAUAACGGGUAUCAGAUUCGGAAAGAUAUCCUUGGCAAACAUCCAUUAACUGCGCGUAGCACUUUUCAAAUGGCAGAAAUUUCUCUUUGUCUUAAGGAUUAUGAUGUAGCUGAAAAAUAUUACGAAGAAGCAUGGGAGAUUGAGAAAUCCCUGGGGCAAGGGAACCACAGUGAAGUACGGGACAGAAUCAUCUAUGGAUACGAGCGAAUGCUUCUCAAAGAGAGAAAGAAGGCAUUUCAGAAGGAAGUCUUGGAGUUUUAUCAAAGAUCAUGGGACGAGGAGAAACGUUUUGAAGGGUUUCAGUUCUCUCAGAUGAACAUGAAGAUCAUCGAUGCUAUAAAUGAACGACUUGGGGAAGAGGCUGAUGUCAAGACAAGGAGAAAAUAUCGAAGCGAAGCUCUUUGGUUUUACAAAGGAGCGUGGAAUUCCCCAGAAACCAAGAGAUUACCUUACGAGCAGAGAGAAAAAGUCUUACAAACUUUGUUACGUUUGUGUGCGGAAGUUAGAAAUAAAGACCUUCUUGAGAAAUAUCAAAAGGAAUCCUUUAGAUUCUACGAGAGAAGGUGGAAAAAGAACGGUUCAGAGUUAGAAGAGAAAAAAGAAAAAAUUGACUUGCUCACAAUACUAGAGGAUCUGGCUACAUCACUUGGAUAUGAAAGAAAGGCAAAAAAGUACCGCACCCAGCUACAGGUAAGCAAGAACUGAACACAUUCGUCGACUCGUAUUUCUGAUUUGAGAAAGAACAAACUAGAUGAAAGGGAAAGUGUUCUAACGAAAAGUGUUCUUGUUUUUCGUUUAGGACUUGAAAUCAAAGCGGAAAGCAUCGUUUUUCCGGCUUCCUUUUAAUCCAUUCGCAGGAGCAGGUAACAUUAUUGUUAUUAAUUAUUGUUAUUAUUGAUAUUAUUACUAUUAAUUUUUAAAACAAAAAGCAACCGGCGAAAUAAAAGAAACGUGACGUUUAGAUGGCUUCAUGUCAUCAUUAUCAAUAGAAAGAAAUUAACAUGAUUCGUGGAAAUAUAUAUCGAAGAAAAAAGUGAUGACAUGAAGCUAUCGAAAUGUCAAGUUUUUUUUAUACGGUUGAUUUUGCUUUAAAAUGUAUUUCUAAAUCCACUAUUAAUUUUAUUUUUAUUAUUUGAGCAUACUGAAAGGGAGGUCUCGUAAGCCAUAAAAAUUAAACAAAAUUUUCUAAACGAUAAAGGCUUUUUUGUCAGAUACCAAAAGCAACAAAGAUGUGGACUCGCCCGCAAGCUUUUAUCGCAGUUGCGGCAUGACGUGGUACUCCUCCAUGUGUGUUACUGUGGGAUACUUCACUCUCAAACCUUAUGAUUACUGAACAUAUCCUUUUCCUGUUUUUUUUUUUCUCAUCUUAAAUAAGAAAGUAAAAAUUAGCUUUACUUCAUGCAAGCUUAUGCAAUAAACAUUCAACAUUAAAUCCAAGCUUUCGCCGAUCAACGGCAUCAUAUCCGAGGGGGAUACCUGAUAAUGCUGUUGACCGGCGAAAGCUUGGCCAGAUUCCAAUUCUAUUUUUUAAACAACAGUUUAAGGCCUCAUUUGAACAAUAUUUUUUUUUAAUCAUGCCGCUGAAGGACAACAUGAACAGGUUAUUCAACAUUAUAUUUAACAGAGAAGUCUCUUGACAAUGAUGACGAUGAUGAUGACGAUGACAAUAACAUGGACAGUUCUGAAGAUGAUGAGAUUACAGAAAAACAGGAAAUGCCACAGCAAAUUGAUAAAUUUGGCCUAGAGGGACAAAUGGAGGACUUGGAUGAAUCCGAGUUAGAAAACGUUAAGAUACACGAGUAAGUAUACUACUGUUUCUUUACUAAGACCAUUGUUAGAGCACCAUGACAAGGAGAAACCUUCACUCUGGCCAAUCAUGCCAUUCAUUUUGCCUCAAGAGCUGUCUUAGUCUGCUACACAGCCGUUUUCAGUGUCGUCAAGCAACGCCCCUGGGAAGGAGCGUUGCUUGACGAGAUUAAAAACGGCUGUGUGGCAGACUAGAGUUGUCUCUCAGGGAAAUAGGAUUUUGUUUGAGGGUAUACACAGGUAAGGAACAGUAUAAGGGUACAAUCACUAAUCCCAUAGCAAUACAUCUUCCUGUGGCAAGACUUUACGUUUUACCAUCUUAAGCAAGCAAGCUCGUUAGUUUCCGUGUUGCUGAAAGGUCAACGACACACGAUAAGCGAAUUGUCUUUGCUCUAUGCUUACUGCUUUGUGGAAUAGGGUCAUGCCUGACUGAUAAUGCCUAUCUAACCUCAACUUGGCAAAACGACCUUAUUCUCUGUUUGGCAAAAAUGAGGAAAAUUUCCACUUAAAUGUGGUGUCGAAUCGAAAGCAAGAAUCUUGCAUUCAUCUGAAAACCACUCAUCAGUCUUCUUUUAACCCGUUUGUGUGUUUGGGGAACUUUACAUGCAAAAAAACAAGGAGGUCCGCUAAUUUAUGGAUUGUUAGAUGAUUGUUUGAUUGAUUGAUUGCAGAGGAACGCUUACCAGUGGAGGUACCCACUGGGUCCUCAAACGAGGGGGCGCUCACAUUUUCUUCCCUCCUAACGCCGUUUCUGAGCCCACACCAAUAGUGAUCCACCGAUGGAAAUGCAGUGCACGUUCGCCCCCACUGAAAGAGCACGAGUCAGUUGUCAGCAAUGUUCUUGACAUUUCGACCAUCACUGGUGAUGAACUGGAAUUCAAUGCUGAAGCGAAGUUGGUUCUCUCUCACAGUGCGCCUGGUUUACAGGGCUACGAACUGGUGAUAAAGAGGAUGAUCGACUGGGAAAGCAAUAAAUGGGAAGAGGUGCAUGGAACUGAGGACUUGCGGUGCUGGCAAGGUUUUAAGACAAUUUCUCUUUGAAUAGAAACUUGAAAAAAACAGCUGACACUUUUCCCGCGAAAUGACGUCUGAGGAACGACUGCAGAAAUUCCAUACCGAUGAAGCGUCACUACGCAGAUCUGGGUAGUACUUCUAAGUACUUCUAAUUGGUCGUGCCGCAAGGGGAGUUUGCUUCAACCAAUCAGAAGCACUACCCGGAUCCGGGUAGUGACACGUCAUCAGUAUGGAAUUUCUGCAGUCGUUCCGCAGACGUCAUUUCGCCGGGAAACCGGUUGUUGAGUUCCAACUUGUCAGCCGUUUUCUCAGGAUAUAAACAGUCAAUCGUCCCGUUACUUGUCUUUCUGUAUAAGCUAAAUUAACUGAUUAAUUUUUACAUGUCAAAACCACGAAAAUUGGUGUUUGGCUUCGUCGUGUUAACCUUAAUUAUUUGCUUUGACACACACCAAAGGUGCCACUAAUAUGGCACGGUUUCGAACGUGAUCUUUAUUCAAUAAAAUGGUCGUGUAACAAUGAGUUAAAGGCUGCCAACAGUUGAACCUGUCGUACUCUAACACUCAACACGUCAUUUGUUUCUGGCAGAUAAAACGAUAACGCAACCGACUCCCGAUAAAUCGAACCUGCAAGGGAAAUCGAAAAAAGUACGAAUUAUCGGGAGUUCGAGUUAGCGGGAGCUCGAACAAACUAGCUGGGAGUAAAGAAAAAAGAACAGUUUUUACUGCACAGUGAACAUUUCAAUCACAUUUAAUAUUGUAGAAAUGUUAAGUGAAAAUUGAAACAUACUUUUAGCUUAUAAAUCAGAACGUAACGUAACAAAGCAUUGCCUUAAUAGAGCAUGCGUUUUACUGUUUUGAGAAAUAAAGCGGUUUCAUGUUAGAUUUGUGACAAACAACAUCGGCCUCCACUAGUAAACUAUAUGCCUACAACACGUCAAUGGGAAAUUCAAAAUUCAAUGUUUAGGACGCCAGUACACUGUUUUUCCCGACUUUUAAAGAGCUCAAAACAUGGUUCGAGUUAUCGAGGGUAAAAUUAUAGAGUAAUGAUCUGAGGGGGAACAAAAAUUACUUCGAGUAAGUGAGAGGUUCUAGUUAUCGAGGGUAAAAUUGGAGUAAAUGUAUGACAAAAACCAGGGGAAAUCAAUUUUGGUUCGGGUCAGCGCGAGGUUCGAGUUAGAGAUGGUUCGAGUUAUCGGGAGUCAACUGUGGCUCAUAAUGUUUAGACGGGGACGUUUGCGAAAAGCGUUUACCUUUUAUAAUCAUAUUAAUGCUGCACUACACUAGAAAACAACUGUAAGGAUAAAUUUGCAUAGACAUUUUAAAGGAAACUAUUCAUUGCAUUUGACACUCAUCGCAUUUAGUCGUCAAAACGACUUUUUAGGUUAUUUAUCCCGGGGGGGGGACUACCCUUAUGAAAGGGGUGGGGAUGCUCGUCGUCUCCCUUAGGGGUAUGAAUUUCGGAUUUUGGUCUCACGCAAAACGCCAUCAUAUUUAGCCGUGAAGGUCUCGUUUAACGUUGCACGCGAAAAAGUAUAAAAAUAUAUACAAUGUCUGUGUUUUAACAUGGUCUCUUUAAGGGGUCAAAAAAAGUUUGGGCCCCGCCAGAUCGGUCUCCUUUAGGGGUUAAUUCAAAAUUUCCGACGAGCAUCCCCACCCGUUUCAUAUGCCGAGUGCCCCCCCCCCCCCGUAUUUAUAUUUCGCUCGUUACUCAUAUACCUUGUUUACAGACAUUGAAGAUGACUUCCUCUCUGACAUUGGCACCCCAGACUUUUUCUUUCCCAUUGCUCAAGCUGACAUAACUGAAUGCUCAACAUAUGCAGUUGUCUGUCGUCUUAAGUCCUCUCCGAUAUACACCAUCACACCUAAUGGCGGCUUAUUCACUCACCCUGAAUAUCCUGGUGUGAGUAUUAAAGUCCCCAAAAAAGCAGUUCCGCCAAAAGCAAAGUUUCCUUUGGAAUUGAAGGUAGGCACGUCAGUCAAUUGAAUAAUCUCUCUCUAGUUUUGUAUUGUUUUCGUGCUAGGAUGAUAGACAGACAGAUGCGUGAAGCUAGUGUAGUGGUACAUUCUAGCUGUUUUCGACUGGUGAGACUUGUUUCUAAGAAAACUUCAGGUUCUCUAAUCUCGACAAAAAUGCCAAAAGUUAGCGCGAAAUUAGGCUACCUAGAAAUACUGAGGCACCUUUACGGCGUCACUAACACAACGGUAAAAGGCUACAUGUUUCGCCUCGCGAGAUAUGGCCCAGGAGAAAUCUAGCCAAGUUGUCAAAUCUCGAAGAAAAUAUGAAUCAGACGUCAAACUAGCGAUUUUUAAAUCUUUUGUUCUGUCGUUUAUUCUUCUAGGUACAUGAAGUUCCCGCUGAAGAAUUUGAAGAGCAGGACGUGUUCCUUGGCCCUGUGUUGCGUAUAACCUGUCCUCAACUCGUCGAGUUCUUGAAGCCCGUCACAAUUCAGUUGCCAGUAUCGCUACAAAGCGACCAGGAAGGAAAUCCUGACCCCUCGACAUGCCGUGUCAGAGUAUUGUUCUUAAAAUCUGAUGGCGAAGAUAAAAAAUGGAUGGAAAUUACUGAUGAUCUUAGAAGUCCUGUAAAUUUUGACGGGAAAUUUGUUACUUUCCAGAGUGAACGCUUCUGUGGGUGA
This is a messenger RNA of Porites evermanni, 8481 nucleotides long. NCBI's taxonomy places the organism in Eukaryota, Metazoa, Cnidaria, Anthozoa, Scleractinia, Poritidae. The record is from the annotation of a GenBank genome assembly.